Molecule: messenger RNA, 2253 nt
Organism: Moneuplotes crassus
Lineage: Eukaryota; Ciliophora; Spirotrichea; Euplotida; Euplotidae
Source: the annotation of a GenBank genome assembly
AUGGAAAUCCGUAGGAAUAAAUCUAGAAAUGCUCAUAAAAGACUAAAGCAGUAUUUCUCAAAGAGAGAAAUAACUAACAACCAGAAUACAAAUUUAUUUCAAACCCAACCUAAUAGUAUAAUGAGGAAUACAAGAACGAGUAACCUCAAACUCCGAACAAGGAACAAGAAGAAUUUAAAUUUAAUGACCUCCAUCAAAACUACUCUCCAGACAAUCUCAAGAGGAAAAUCUAAAAACGAGAACUCACUCUCUCGUCAAGUACGGACAGCGAGGUCCCAUUGUAGGAUAGUUACUUCUUCGAAAAUGGCUAAUCCUUCUCAGCCAAAGAAGAGACAGCAGUCAAGUUCAAGGAUUAAUAUUCAUAAUUAAAAUUUCGGGGAUGAAGACCAAGAAUGCUUGGGUACAUAGGAAGAAGAAAAAAGAGAAGAAGCAAGAUCUGGAUGAAAGUUGGAAGAGACAAGCCUUUGCCACUACAGCAAAGAAUUUGGAGUUGAUGAAACAGUAUUCAAAACUGCAAAGACAAAGCAAGACUCAGAGGGGUUCAAGGAAUAAGGAUACCAGAAAAUUAAUACUGAAAGCACAGGAUUACAUGGAAAAAUGUGCUGUUUUAUUAGAAAAAAAAAAAUAAAUCUCUAAUUUCACCAUUACCAGACAUCCCCAACCCAAAACCCCUCCCCUCCAAGCCUGCUCCCACCUUCUUCUACCCAGACGACACCAAAAAGUUCCAGUCAAUCGGUCAAAAAUUCCGUGAAAAGCACUCUCAAUUCAUUGAAGAAUGAAUUAACUCGCCUAGGCUCUUCAGAGACCUAGAAAACGAAAUUGGAGAAAUAAUCCGUAGGAAGAACAAAUAAAUUCGCUUCCUACAAUACGCAGUCUAAGAUACUGUCUCCGUAUAGUUCGAGAGCAGAGAAUGCUAAGUGAAGAAGACUGAAGGAGGAAGAACAGUUGAGAGCAAAGAGAUCAGAGUACAUCACAAUUGGUAACAAGUGGAAAAUUAAGAAGAAAAAGGAGCGAGAAGAAAGACAUUUCAGCCUACUUCAACAAAGAAAGAAAUUGUUUAUUAUCCAUACAUACCUUGCUGGAUAUCUUAAGGAGAUCUCAGACAAAUUUGAGGAAAAUAAACAAGAAAAGAUAGUGCAGUGGUGAGGGAAGAUGUUGGGCAAGAAGUUGAUAUAUAAGUACCAGACUUUUAUAUGAAACAGAUCCAGGCUUUUUGAGGAGAGAAUGCAGACUCGAAUUCAAAUGUGCUUUAAGUCAGUGUGGUCCCUUGGAAUGGGAGUUACCGUUGAAGAGAGAGCGAGGAAGAUAUUUUUAAUGUUUUUAUCAAAAAGACAAGUAAAAACUCGCUUAAAGAGACUUUUUAUCAAUUAUGGAGAGAAACUUCACUCAGUCUUCAGAAAGCUAGAAGCCAACGUAUUAAGGAAAAGACAGAAAUAAGCAAGAGUUAGUAGAUAUGUGGGAGGAACAAAAGCUUGAAAUCAUUAAUAUCUUACGUAAAUCUAAAAAGACAGUAAAGAAUUCGAGGAUAAAGAGAAACCUCAUCAAACUCCCCAACGAAGUUCGUGACACAGUUCUACGACUAUACCUUGAAAAAUGUGAGAAUCAGCAUUCAAUAGCUUUCUUCAAGUGGAUGGAGAACCACUCCUUCAAGACUGCAGAUCUGAUCCAGAGUUAUAUCUCUAGAUUAAAAUAAAAGUACUACGGAGAUUGAUAACUACUACCUUAAAGAUGAAGAGGUGGGUGAAGACAAUGAGAUCAAAGAGCUUGAGCAAGAAAUAGGCAUCACCAAAGAGCCGAAUAAAGACCUUGAGGUGCCAGAUGAAGAGGACCCAUCUCAAGACAAGAGAGAAAAUAUCGACUUUUUCAUGCUUGAUACUAAGGAAGAAGAAGAUGACGACUGUAUUAACGAAUUCGACAUGAUUGGCAUUGAAAUCUCUCAGAAGAAGAAUAGAAGAAAGAAAGGAAGCAUAAUUAAAGCAUUUAAGGCUCCAAUAGAUCUACCCUCACAAACUUCAAGGAAUAUCACAGAUAAGAUUAAAGGGCUAAGUAUUAAGAUAAAUAGUGAUAUCAAGGAUCCUUCUUUGAAAAAACAGGAAAGCUUAUACAAAACCAGCAACUAUCAAACUAAAGAAAAACACGGAGGAUUAGAAAACCCCCCAAAACUAAAAUACAAACCCAGUAAAGCAGUCAUGCGAGAACAAAUUCUACGAUCCCUAUAUUUCAAAGACAGUAGUAAAAAUUAACCUAAAAUCC